Molecule: messenger RNA, 2196 nt
Organism: Guyanagaster necrorhizus
Lineage: Eukaryota; Fungi; Basidiomycota; Agaricomycetes; Agaricales; Physalacriaceae
Exons: 17
Coding region: 86-1951 (621 amino acids)
Molecular function (GO): calcium ion binding; protein binding
Source: RefSeq, a predicted model, not a curated record
CUGCCUCUUUCUCCCACCUUUGCUUAGGAUCUCAAUUUUCGUUCGAAUACUUUACGCCCAAAUAAUUGCUACUGAUUUCUGUGUAAUGGAAUCCUUGGAGGCGAGGUCGCGCGAUGUACAGGAGCGAACGUUCUGCAAAUGGCUCAAUACGAAGCUCGAGCUUAAUGGUUAUCCGCCCAUGUCAUCCUUGGUAAAGGAUCUGUCUGAUGGCGUUCGGCUCAUCCAGCUCAUGGAAAUCAUGGGCGACGUGUCUCUUGGUCGAUACAAUAAGGCUCCCCGAAUGCGGAUACAAAAGGCUGAAAAUGUUAAUAAGGCUCUGGAGUUCAUCACUUCAAGAGGUGUUAAACUUACAAAUAUUGGGCCGGAGGAUAUUAUCGAUGGGAACCUGAAACUCAUACUGGGGAUGAUAUGGACUCUUAUUUUACGAUUCACGAUUGCGGAUAUUAGUGAAGAAGGUCUUUCUGCAAAAGAGGGUCUCCUACUCUGGUGUCAACGAAAGACGGAACCUUACAAGGAAGUCAACGUACAAGAUUUUUCACUCAGUUGGUCCGACGGCCUGGCCCUGUGUGCUUUGAUUCACUGUCAUCGACCGGACCUGUUGGAUUAUGAUAAGCUCGAUAAAAAUGACAGGCAUGCUAAUACAAGAUUAGCUUUCCAAGUUGCUGCUGACCACCUGAAUAUUCCGCAACUUCUCGAAGUGGAAGAUUUAUGCGACUCGAACCAUCCUGAUGAACGGAGUGUCAUGACUUAUAUCGCAAGUUUCUUUCAUGCUUUUUCAUCGAUGGACCAAGCGGAAACUGUGUCUCGACGAGUUGACAAAUUUGCCGAACUGAUGCAAUCUGUAUGGUUGUCACGUAACGAUUAUGAGCGCCGCGUCAAGUUGCUUCUUCGUGCCCUUUCGGAAAUCCAAGCGAAAUGGUCCGCAAGUAUGUUUUCAGGUACUUAUAUAGACGCGAAGAGUCACUCUGCCGACUUCAGCACUUACAAACAAACCACCAAGCGGACGUGGGUAACUGAGAAACAGGAUAUAGCGACCUUGUUUGGCAAUGUUCAGACCAAACUGAAGACAUAUGGACUACGGGAGUACGUUCCUCCCAAGGGUCUCGCUCUCUCAGAUCUAGACGAGGCGUGGAAAACUUUGUUGGCUUCAGAGGCGCAACGCUCCCGGUCCAUCAAUGCCCAGAUACGACAGAUCAAGGAAAGGCUGCGAAAACAGUUUGCAGAUGUUGCGAAUGAUUUUGAGCGUCGUUUGCAUCUUAUAUCGUCAGAGCUAGCUGCUGUUGAUGGCCCUCUUGAAGCACAACAACAAGAAAUGCAGCAUAUUCAAACUCGAAUACCAGCCCUCUCGGAGACCCUAGCUGACGUCGCUUCGGCUGAAGCUGAGUGCGCGGCUGCCAAUGUCGAAGAAAACGACUAUACGGUGUUCACUUGUCAGGAUCUAGAGUUUGAGCUAGAGCUUGUUGUGCAAAGUAUUGCCAAAAAGAUUGCUUUCAUCGAUAACCAGAUCGUUUCACGAAACAUGACCAAUCUCACGCCCGCCCAGCUAGAGCAGUUUGAAAGCACGUUUAGGUACUUCGACAAGGACGAGUCGAAUACUCUCAAUCAGUCAGAAAUGACGGCGGCCUUGGCGAGUCUAGGCAUUGUGUAUUCUGACGAGGAUAUGAAUUACAUAUAUGACCAAGUGGUGCAAGAUUACGGGGCUGUGAGCUUCGAGGCCUUCAUUAAUCUUUUGGUGGAUAUAACUGAAGAUCAAACGUCUCCUGAGCAAUUGCGUGAGGCUUUCCGCGGCAUUGCUUCCGACAAGCUUUUCGUAACAGAAUUGGACUUGCGCAUCGCCCACCUUCCGGCAUCAUCCGUGGACUAUUUGAAGGAAGUCAUGCCCGGUGUACAGAACGAGGCGGGGGAACCAGAAUAUGAUUACGAGCGAUGGCUGGACGACGUUUUUGCAUAAACUGUAUAAGUGUUAGUACAUGGAAGAGUAAGAGGAGGGACUUAAGUUCGUUUGAACGGGACUAGUGUUUUAGAUUUGUUUUAUUAGGCGACAAGUAUUGCUGAAAUCAGAGCAGGUAUCUCUGUUGAUGAGUAGUGUAUUUACUUCCUAUUUCUACUUAUAUUCCGAAUGCUUGUUAUAACCCUUACCUAUUUUCUAGCGUUACGCAGGAUUUGACAUUAAACAUUGGAACUUUGCAAUGUCUG